UGUGCAUGCGCAAUCACGAAGAAGGAAGCCAUAUUGAACGAAGGUGUACGACGAAGUAACAGAGACAUAUACACUUACAAAACAGCUAUUCUAAGAAAGGAGUGUGAAAGAAAUAGUUAGAUUCGUUAACAUAUUAUGUCCACAAUGAACCCCGAAUAUGAUUAUUUAUUCAAAUUAUUGUUGAUUGGUGACUCAGGUGUGGGAAAGUCUUGUCUGCUCUUACGAUUUGCAGAUGAUACAUACACAGAGAGCUAUAUAAGUACUAUAGGAGUAGAUUUUAAAAUUCGAACAAUUGAAUUAGAUGGAAAAACUAUAAAGUUACAAAUAUGGGACACUGCUGGACAGGAACGAUUCAGAACAAUAACAUCCAGUUACUACAGAGGUGCUCACGGUAUAAUUGUGGUCUACGACGUCACUGACCAGGAAUCAUUCAGCAAUGUGAAGCAGUGGUUACAAGAAAUUGACAGAUAUGCCAGUGAAAAUGUCAAUAAACUACUUGUGGGCAAUAAAUCAGACCUGGAGACCAAAAAAGUGGUAGAUUACACAACAGCAAAGGAAUAUGCAGAUCAGCUUGGAAUUCCCUUCCUGGAGACGAGUGCAAAGAAUGCUACAAAUGUGGAACAAGCGUUUAUGACGAUGGCCGCAGAAAUCAAGAACAGGAUGGGACCUGUCAUUUCAGCCUCACAGGACAACAAACCCAGUGUAAAAAUUAACGCUAGCAACCCUGUCAAGCCUUCAGGAGGGUGUUGUUAAUCGUAGUCAUUGUAUAAGACACACAAUUUAUGUAUGGGGGUAAAACUCUUGUGUAUUAGACUGUCCAUUCAAAAGUGAUGGUGUCUUGUUAAACCAAAAUAUGGAAAAUAUCAGAAUUGGAGACUCUAAAUUCAAGAAUGUUUAGUUCUGUCUUUUGGCAGGAAACGAUGGUAAUGGAGUCUUUCUUCUAUUAAUGGUAUUCGUUUCUCUCUUUUUUUUUUUUUUGUUAAUGUGUGUCUAUUUCUUUUCCUUUUGCUUUUGAUUAAUGAUUCAUUAAUAUUAUGUGGAUUUCUAGUUAAUUUCAAUUUCGAUAACCUCAUUGAUAUGAGGAACAUAAAGCCUAACAUUUCUUUAAAAAAAAAAGUGUUAAAUGCAUAUAUUUAUUUGAAAGCUAAAGAUAUGCCUUUAAUUAUAAGUGUACAGUUUUCAUUAUUCCUUAUAUAUAUAAGAUGUUAACACUUUUAAAAGUGUUUUUCAUGUCAGAAGUAUUGAAUCAUAAGCUACACAGUGUGAGCAUUCCAAUGUCAUUGCCUCCUUUUCUGACCUAGGUAACUUUCAUUGUAUGUUGAUUAGGAAGGAAAAUGGGAUUUUAUCAAGUAGAUGUGGGAUGAUUGCCAUACUCUGACAUAAAAACAGUUUUUCUUUGUGAGAACAUCUCGUUUAUUUAUCCCAUUUUAUCGUCCUGAUCUAUUUAUCAGAAUUUGUUUGUUGAACAUCUUUGAUGCGAGAAUGGAUCUCUGUAUGUUUUAUUCUAGUAUUGUAGACUGUCACUCACUGGGGUCAUUUUCUAUAUAUUGUACAACUUGCAUAGCCAAAACACUGAUAUGUGAAAUGCAACUUUGAAGGAAGGAUUUAAGAUGACAUAAUUUUCUUUUUGUGAAAGUAUUUAUAUGAGAGUAGAAAGAUUUUCACAGGGUUAGCAGAACAGUUUAAACUUGUAUGUCCAUGUACAAAAAAAUCCAAUUUUCAACAAUUGUUGCCAGCUUUCAUAUCAUGAUUCAGAGCCUUUUCAUGUGCAUCCUCGAUCUUUUUUUACUGUAUGAAAGCAUAAAGUGAGUGUGAAUGAGAUAUAUUGUUUGUUUUCAUCCAGAUAUUAUAAUUGUGAAGAGUUCAGGAUGACUUCAGUGUAAUGUUCAUUAGCCACUUUUGAGAAAAUUGCUAUUACAGAAGGUUGAACUGUGCUAAAUGUACUUUCAUUCAACAUGUAAACGUGCAUAAUUUCAAAAUGUAAAAAGAUUUAGAAGUAAAUAUUUUUAAUAAGCAGUUUGGCUUUGUUUUCAAGGAAGGAAAGUACUGCCAUUUAUGGUUGUGACAAGCGUUCAAAAGUGAAUUUGGAAAAUGUUUAUGAUUGGACACAGAAAAUGGAGAUUAUAUUUAAAAAAUGUGAAUGGAUGGUUAUUCUUAAGUAAUACUAAGGCUAUAUCAAUGUUAUAUAUAAACUUGGGAGCAAUGAACUUCUUGCCUCUUGGGAGCAAGCAGGCUUGUUAUUUGAUAUGAUUUAUGUAACAUUCACUAUUCUUCAGUCAACAAAUAAAAUAUAAUAAAUUUUU
Messenger RNA from Saccostrea cuccullata (small rock oyster), 2303 nucleotides. RefSeq names its product ras-related protein Rab-1A. Bases 136 to 753 code for a protein of 205 amino acids. The transcript has 7 exons. Gene Ontology annotation, molecular function: GTP binding; GTPase activity. The record is from RefSeq and is a predicted model, not a curated record. Gene Ontology annotation, biological process: vesicle-mediated transport. NCBI's taxonomy places the organism in Eukaryota, Metazoa, Mollusca, Bivalvia, Ostreida, Ostreidae.